CAACCAGCGUAUCAAUAUCAAGCUAAUCCUACGGCAGAGGUCCCCAGCCACCGCCCAUUCUUCUCGAAGACAUCAAUUCGUCGCUUCUCGUCUUCGCAAAGUCCCUAUUCAAGAAAAGAGGGUAGACUCAUUCUAAAUUCAUCAAAUAAUCCCCAAAAGGCAAAGAUGGGAUUGUUGGAUUUGGAGAAACACUUCGCAUUCUAUGGCGCAUACCACAGCAAUCCAGUGAAUGUGUUGAUUCACGUGGUGUUUGUUUGGCCAAUUCUUUUCACGGCUUUGAUUCCCUUGUAUUUCACACCUCCAAUCUUGAACGCCUCUCCGAUUCAGCUCUGUGACCACACCAUCCUCGUCCUGAAUUAUGGGUUCUUGUUCACCUUGGUUUAUGGGAUUUUCUAUGUGGCUUUGGACAAUAAAGCUGGAUCUUUGGCUGCCUUGCUAUGUUUCCUCUGCUGGGUUUUUAGCAGUUCUCUUGCUCAUAAUCUGGGUUUCUCCCUCGCUUGGAAGGUCGCUCUUGCUGCUCAGUUGAUCUGCUGGACAAGCCAGUUUAUAGGUCAUGGAAUGUUUGAGAAGCGAGCCCCUGCUUUACUGGACAAUCUUACACAAGCAUUACUUAUGGCACCUUUCUUUGUCCUGUUGGAGGUGCUGCAAUCUUUGUUUGGCUAUGAGCCUUAUCCUGGCUUCCAUGCCAAAGUCAAAGCAAAGAUAGAUGCUGACAUUAAAGAGUGGAAAGAAAAGAAAAUUUCUUGAGUAGAAAAAUGGUAUAUUGGUGAGAAUAUACCAUUCUGCUGUUUCUGUGAAUGAAAUAACAAAGUAUAUAAGAUCAGGCUCAAAAUGGAAUUGUACUAACAGAUCUUGGUAUACUGAGAAUUUCUUAUUUCAUUCCAACCAUAAAGGGAAUACAGAUUGCGUAGUCAUUGAACCUAUUACAACUAUCAAGUAUUUGAUUCUAAUUCAAAGUUUGAACCAAAA
Molecule: messenger RNA, 969 nt
Organism: Ipomoea nil (Japanese morning glory)
Lineage: Eukaryota; Viridiplantae; Streptophyta; Magnoliopsida; Solanales; Convolvulaceae
Exons: 5
Coding region: 166-747 (193 amino acids)
Biological process (GO): sphingoid catabolic process
Cellular component (GO): endoplasmic reticulum
Source: RefSeq, a predicted model, not a curated record